UCAACUCAUAUCUUGGAACGGUCAACAUGAAGGUGUUAUUCGCAAUUACUUUUGCAUUGAUGUUGGUACACUGUGCCUCUGCGGACGAAACCAAAAGAACUGAAAAGCGAAGCGCUGAUGAUAUUGAAAAACACGAACAACAGAGCCAGUAUGAUGAUCAUCAGCAGCAGCUCUUUAUUCAGCCUAAGGAGGAAAAGUGGUCCCAGCCAGAUGAAUCUUUGAACGAAGAAGAGUUCAAACACCAAAACGAAUGGGAGUCUCUGAAAUUACAGUCUCAUGCAAAUGACGCUAUACAUCACCAUGAACUGCAGGGAAAGACUCAUAACCACGAAGAAUGUGAAACUGAGAAAGAAUACGUUCAGCACGAUAUUGUUCAUCAUCAUCCCAGCCAGAAAUCUCAUGAACAUUGGGUGCCAAAAAAUGAAGCCAUCACUGAGGAAGAACCACACCAUGUAUUGAUUCAGGAUCACAUUUCUUCACAUGCACCAUUGCAUCACAAAGUUUCAACGCACAUUGGAAAACAUGUACAUUACCAUGCAGAUCGACCAGAAGUGCAUACCGUUGAAACUACAGCUAGGAAGCCGACAUUCUACAGCUAUGAAGUGAUCCAUACUCCGAAAUCAGUGGAUACAGAGAAGCAUCAGACUAAUCAUCAGUUGCCAUCUCCAUUAGAGGUGCACCAUCAGAACUCUGUGUACCACAACAAACAAACUGUGCAUUACCAACCGUCGCACUCACUGGAAAUUCCUAACCAGGAAUCAGUCUACAAAGACCAUGUUGAGAAGCCAUCGCAUGGGGAACAAUACCUUCAAUAUCACACGACACAUGCAGAGCAAGAUUUUCACCAGGCUGCUCAUCUCAUGAGCGAGGCGAAGCCAACACCUCAUCAUGGAAACCAUCAACAAUCCUAUACAGUCGAGUCUCCGAUGCAUUCCAAGCCGUAUCAUCAUGAUGGUAGCGUAAUAUUUGUUCAAAAACCUCAUCAUGAUGAGAAACUAUAUCAAAUGGAUCACUCACAUCGGCAUAUUGUUGACAAUCAGAAGUUCGUCUACAAUGCCAAUCAUGUGAUUUCAUUGGACAAACCGGUGUAUCCAGAGAAACAAGUUUAUCAUCAUGCUGGUUUCUCAAUCAAGCAUACGGAGCAGAAGUCCAUUCCGAAAGAAAUUGGCUACUCAGUUCAACAACCUUUGUACGCUGAUAAUCACAUUUCGCAUCAACCAAACCACGCAGUGUCGCACCCUGCUGAUAAUGUGCAUUUCGGGAAUCACUAUCCACAUUACAACACACCAUCAGGAUCGCAUAUUCUGUUUGCCUCUAGCCACGUACAGAGACCUUUAUACACCGAAAAGCAUCAAGCCAACCACCUGAUCUCGCCAUCAGUUGACAUGCACAAGCCAGUUUACGGUGGUCAUUACAAGAACCUCGUUGAAAAGCCUAUCUACCAGCAACAUCAGUAUGCUUAUCACAAUGAUCAUUCGGUGCAAUACCCAUUGGCGGUUUCAACAAGCAAACCGGUUCAUAAUGCUUUCGACGGAACUCAUGGCAAGAAACAUGUGUUCGCCGAAAAUCCAAUAGCUUAUCAUAUUGAUCAUCACGUGCCACACUCCGUCGUGGUUCCAGCAGAGAAAGCCACCCACAAGGAUGUGAACGUUUUUCGGGUGCCAAAACCAUUCAACGUUCAUGUUGAUAAGCCCUAUCCAGUCUAUGUGCAUCAUCCAGUCUACAUGGAAAAACCUGUGCCCCUGAAGGUUAUUAUAACCAAUGAUAAGAAAAAGAAUUCUCUGUGGCGUUAG
This is a messenger RNA of Toxorhynchites rutilus septentrionalis, 1793 nucleotides long. RefSeq lists its product as uncharacterized. Bases 27 to 1793 code for a protein of 588 amino acids. NCBI's taxonomy places the organism in Eukaryota, Metazoa, Arthropoda, Insecta, Diptera, Culicidae. The transcript has 2 exons. The record is from RefSeq and is a predicted model, not a curated record.